CACACACGCCAGCCCGCCCGCGCGCCCGCGGUGCUCUCCCUGGAUCAGGCUGGGCCCCCCGCCGCCCGCCAGCGCCCCUCCAGCUGGUGCGCGCCCAGCUGUUUCUAUAGAAACCGCAGCAGCACCCGGGCCCCUCCAGCAGAGGCCCCCGAGUGAGCAUGCCCAGUGGAAGUCGCUAGUUUGGCUCGGGUCUGGGUUUCCAGUAAGUGGCAUGCGGGACUCCGGAGUGAGCCCUAUGAGCUGAGCGAAGAGUCUUUGUGUGCAGAGGGAGGAGGAGGCGGCGGCCGCCUGGCCUGGAGUCCCCGCCCGGGGAGCCCCCGGCAGGAACAAUGCUAGCCUGCCUGACCCGGGGGAACUUACUGGACGUCCUGCAGGAGGGCUUCAAUGAGGAGUCAAUGCCAGCUAAACAGAUGCUCCCUGGCAGCAAGCUAUCAGGCAGCGUUAUGUUCCUCACGCAACAGCUGCAGGCAUAUGUGGCCUGGGUGAAUGCACAGCUGAAGAAGAGGCCAGCGGUGAAGCCUGUGCAGGACCUGCGACAGGAUCUUCGGGAUGGGGUGAUCCUGGCAUAUCUCAUCGAGAUUGUUGCAGGAGAAAAGCUGAGUGGGGUACAGCUGAGUCCUAGCAACCAACAAGAAAUGAAGAAUAAUGUGGAGAAGGUGCUACAGUUUGUGGCCUCCAAAAAGAUUCGUAUGCACCAGACUUCAGCUAAAGAUAUUGUGGAAGGAAACUUGAAGUCUAUCAUGAGGCUGGUCCUUGCCUUGGCAGCUCAUUUCAAACCUGGCUCUAGCAGGACAGUGAGCCAAGGACGGGACUCCAGAGCCCCUCCGCAGAGUCACCAACCACACUGUGCCACUGCUGUGGCCCAAGGAGCAGCUGCUGCUCUGGCUGAUGUGUGUCAUGACAUGUCACGGUCAGGACGGGAUGUCUUUCGAUACAGACAGAGGAACAGCAGCAUGGAUGAGGAGAUUGAGAAUCCAUACUGGAGUGUGCGAGCUCUGGUGCAGCAGUACGAAGGGCAGCAAAGGUCCCCGUCUGAGUCCAGCUGCUCCAGUCUGACUUCACCCAGUCCUAUCCACAGUGCAAAGAGCGAAUCCAUUAUUACCCAGUCGGAGGAGAAAGCAGAUUUCGUGAUUAUCCCCUCUGAAGGAAUAGAGAACAGAACAGAGGAGACAGACUCUCCAUUAUCCCGAGACUGGCGACCAGGUAGCCCUGGAACCUAUCUGGAGACUUCAUGGGAAGAACAGUUGUUGGAACAACAAGAACAUUUAGAAAAAGAAAUGGAGGAAGCCAAGAAGAUGAUAUCAGGAUUACAGGCCUUACUGCUCAAUGGAUCCUUACCCGAAGAUGAACAGGAGAGGCCCUUGGCCCUCUGUGAACCAGGAGUCAAUCCCGAGGAACAAUUGAUUAUAAUCCAAAGUCGUCUGGAUCAGAGUAUGGAGGAGAAUCAGGACCUAAAGAAGGAGCUGCUGAAAUGUAAACAGGAAGCCAGAAACUUACAAGGGAUAAAGGAUGCCUUGCAGCAGAGGUUGACACAGCAGGACACAUCUGUUCUUCAGCUCAAACAAGAACUAUUGAGGGCAAAUAUGGACAAAGAUGAGCUGCACAACCAGAACGUUGAUCUGCAGAGGAAGCUAGAUGAGAGGAACCGGCUCUUGGGAGAAUAUAAAAAAGAGCUGGGGCAGAAGGAUCGCCUCCUUCAGCAGCACCAGGCCAAGAUGGAAGAAGCACUCCGGAAACUCUCUGAGGCCAGUUACCAGCAGGUGGAUCUGGAGCAGGAGCUAGAACACAAAGAUGUUCUUUUGGCUCACUGUGUGAAAAGAGAGGCAGAUGAGGUGACCAACCACAACAGUCACAACUCUCAAAGCAAUGGUUUCCUCCCUCCAGUGGCGGGAAAAGGAGCUGCUUCAGUCACCCUCAGAGGGACCAGCGACCUGCAGCUUGUACGAGAUGCCCUCCGCAGCCUGCGCAACAGCUUCAGUGGCCAUGACCCUCAGCACCACACCAUUGACAGCCUGGAACAGGGCAUCUCCAGCCUCAUGGAGCGCCUGCACGUCAUGGAGACGCAGAAGAAACAAGAACGAAGGGUUCGGGGCAAGUCACCCAGAACUCAAGCAGGUAGUGAAUACUGGGAGUCCUGGCCCCCUAAUUCAAAGUUGCCUCACUCACAGAGCUCUCCAACUGUCAGCAGCGCCUGCACUAAAGUGCUCUAUUUUACUGACCGGUCACUUACGCCCUUCAUGGUCAAUAUACCAAAGAGGUUGGGGGAGGUCACACUUAAGGAUUUUAAAGCAGCUAUUGACCGGGAAGGGAAUCACCGCUAUCAUUUCAAAGCGCUGGAUCCGGAGUUUGGCACUGUCAAAGAGGAGGUUUUCCACGAUGAUGAUGCCAUCCCUGGAUGGGAGGGGAAAAUUGUAGCCUGGGUGGAAGAAGACCAUGGAGAGAAUUAAUGCUGAGUAUUAGAUUGGGGCUUGUGGAACUUGGCAUUCCCUGGCUGCUUCACUCAGGAAAGAGAGGACUAAAACUAGAAUACACUAAGAAGUUUCUAGUUUGUGCUGCCAAAACAGAAGCUUCUCCAAGUGUGACAGCCACAGGCCUGUCCUGUUUCAGUGCCUGGCAUAUGUGGUACUUAAAAUCCCUGUCCAAAUGUAGACCAUGGGUUCAUCUGGAGUUCCUUGUUCGUGGGAACACAGUGUUUUAUUCUACUCUGAGGACAACAAACCGAAGGCCUUAACCAAUAGGAAUGGAUGAUCUUGCUCUUGUAGGGGCAUGGCUGCUAUUAUUUGGAACCCGGGGAUUGGAUGCAUCACUCCUGUGUGUUACAGUGUUAUUUUAAUUGGUCUCAAUGGUUGCAGCAAUCAAGAGUCCCAGCAUUUGUACUCACACACAAGGCAAAGGUACCCGCUGUUUUGCUUCUUUGUAGCUAUUACAAACCAAGAAUAACUCAUGGGGUGGUACCAAAGAUGAAAGCCACUCUUGAGGAAUCUUUUGGACUGGACAUGGAUGGUGCUGAAUUGUUGACUGGAUGGAAAAAGGGCUGCCCAUAUUGUGCUAUACUAUGCUAAAACCAUAAUUAAGUAGGACGUUGGGCUGCCUCUUGUGUCUUAACUGGUUCUGCAACUUGUCCUUUAGCCCACAGAGGGCAUAUUUCAUGUACUGCUGGUUUUCUCUGGGGACUCUUCAACUUUAGAGCCGUUGUUUUUUUUUCCCUUCCAACUGAUGAACUUUGUGUUUGAAAGGAAGAAGGAGUGAAAGUCUCCUUAAAAAUCCAGGCGGGUAUGGAAAGGUGCUGCUACCCAUAUCUUCUUGACUUUCUUUCUCCCAUGACUUUCUUUAUCUCAUGGCAUCUCCUUGGGAGUCAAAAGGAGACAGACUAUUAAUUUCAGUAUUUGUGAUUUAUAAAAAACUAAGCAUGAGUUACUGGUCGGCCUCUCUUCAUUAAAAGGCCAGAGUUAAUUUCUAUUAUAUAUUUAGUCUAGGCUGAUCCUUUAGGGCACAAUAGAAGCCAUGGGGCAUGAAGCAUGAGUUAUAAAUGGCAGGGUUGACUCUGGGUGAAAAAACCUAGAAUCCUUCCUCAUGUGCCACAUUGUCAAGUGUAGAAACUAAAAGAAAAUAGUUAAGUUUCUAGAGAUUACUUAAUAACUUGGGUUUUCUUAUUCAUUCACCAAACAUGAUCAACCAGUUAGCCAUUUUACAUACAGAGAGAGGUUUUGCACCCCAAAAGCAGUCUGCCUGUGACCAAACAAUGUACACUGCCAACCAGAAGAGUAGGACAGAUCAUUUCUGGGUUCUUGACCUGUCUUUAGCUCGUCUUCACGUUUCAGCCAUUUCAACAGACUACUCGUUCAAGCUCUGAGAUGACAUUUUGUUGUUUUAUAUAAAUGUGUCUUUUUAAAAUUGUUCAUGUUUGGAGAAUUCUUUUGUACUCAUUUGCUUUUUUGUCUGAGAACCAUGUCUAUUUUUAUAACUUGAGUGUGAGUUCUGUAUAUUCUCACAUUCUGUAUGAUGUAUCCAUUUUCUAGAGAACCCAGUAGCUUUUAUACAGGCUAUUCUCUUCUUAUCAGCCCUUGUGGUUUCAGAGUAAGCUUUAUUUUAUUACAAGCAUACAAAAGAUAACUCCUGUUCCAAUUCUACCUGCCAUUGUAGUUGUGGAAGUAUUUUACGUAAUCAAUUUGAUUGCUCCUCUAGCAGGCAGAAGGAGCUCAAAAGACACCUGCUGUCUUUCACUUAAGUUUACCUGGUCUUUUUCUAUUGAAGAAUGAUUUCUCAUAAGAAAUGACUGCAAAAGUUUGGGAAAGUCAGUCUAAAGCAAGAAUAAUUCAUUAUGAAAGCAAACAGAAGAAAACAGUAUAUUCUCCGUUUCUUUUUCCCAGAAAGUCUGGAGAAAAAGUCCACCUUCUCUGUUGCAUGAAUUUUAGUGUUUUGCUAUAAGACAGCAUGAGGGUUAACAGGCCAAAAUUCAUUAUUGUAUUUCCAUUACAAUUUAUCUUGAAUGUCUGUAUCUUAAAUCAGUUUUUACUUGUCAGUUUUCUUUCAGUAAACAUUCUUACCAUUAUGUAAAAUUCACCUGUUCAGAGAAAAUUAAAUCAGAGAAAGUCCUCUAACUUAUUUGUCUUUUAUCUCUCUAUGUCCUUUGCAAAAGGAGCUGCAUGGCCUAGUGCCUCCAUAGAAAGCUGAAGUUGAGUGCAGGGGAGAAAAUGAGAUAAUUUUCCCCUUUUAGCUCAUUGAUCUCAUAUGCCACAGGUAAUAACUAAACACCAUUACAGGAUGUCACUCCAGUAAUUCUUGUGUAAAAUGUGUUGCUAAUCCUCACUCUAGUUUCUAAAGACAGGAACACUCUGAGGAGAAGUGGGCCUUGAUUCAUUCUGGCUUGGAUAGUCUCCUAUUUGAUAUACUGUGGCUGCACUCUAGGAUGCCUCUUGACUUAUUCAGAGUAUUGUCACGUAGUGGCAUUUGUGUGGGACAGUCCAUCCUGCCACUGCUAACAUUCUAUUUCUUUGAGAAAACUAAGGAAUUAGAAUGUUUAGAGUUCUAAAUUAAUCUCUAAAACCCUGAUAGAUUAAAAAAAGACCCUCUUGUAAAAACUAGUUUAGUAGAAAGCUCAAUUCCUUAAAAAGUCUUCAUUUAAGAAUUGAAGACUAUUCUUACUCAGUUCUCUAAAUUAUCUGGAAUUGGAACACUUUACAAUUUAUACCUAAAGAAUUUAGGUUAAACUUACUUGGAAAUGGCAGUCCUACUUACUAACUUUUCAGCUCUUUUUGACCAAGAUGGUUGUAAAUUAGGGAAAAUAUCUUUAUGCUUCACUUCGUUCCAAGAGGACUCUAAUUACUUAAAGCAUUUAGGCCAUAAUUAUAAUCAUUUUCAUUUUUUUACAUAAAAUAAGUGUUAUGAUUGCACACUCCUAUUGUCUGAAUUUAUGUAAGAGGUAUAGCUUGCUUAAAAUAUAUAUGUAAAGUUAUAUUUUCUUAGAAACAUGGAUGACUGCAACAAUUGCUUUCAAAGAGAUUAUUACUGUGUAUUCUCCCCGUUUUACAAUAUGUUUUCAUGAAGACUGUGUUAUACCAGUGGCUUCUGAUUAUCAAAAUGAUAACCAGUUUUAAAUGCCUGUAUAUACCAGAUUUGUGAAUUAAAAAAACAAACUAUGAAUAAAAUGGAGUUUGCAAACUAAAUACUAUUAAUCAUUUUCACUUGCAUUUAUCGACUGAAAUUAAUCAAUAAAGCAAUUUACAUUUAGUGAAA
Messenger RNA from Hipposideros armiger (great roundleaf bat), 5736 nucleotides. It is a transcript of the gene DIXDC1, whose product is annotated as DIX domain containing 1. Gene Ontology annotation, biological process: canonical Wnt signaling pathway. The record is from RefSeq and is a predicted model, not a curated record. The coding region runs from base 330 to 2447 and encodes 705 amino acids. Gene Ontology annotation, molecular function: protein binding. NCBI's taxonomy places the organism in Eukaryota, Metazoa, Chordata, Mammalia, Chiroptera, Hipposideridae. Gene Ontology annotation, cellular component: cytosol. The transcript is spliced from 21 exons.